Molecule: messenger RNA, 1251 nt
Organism: Castor canadensis (American beaver)
Lineage: Eukaryota; Metazoa; Chordata; Mammalia; Rodentia; Castoridae
Gene: Rita1
Product: RBPJ interacting and tubulin associated 1
Biological process (GO): negative regulation of Notch signaling pathway; Notch signaling pathway; nuclear export
Cellular component (GO): nucleus; cytoplasm
Molecular function (GO): tubulin binding
Source: RefSeq, a predicted model, not a curated record
ACAGUGGGUAUGAAGACCCCUGCUGACUAUCAGCGGGAUGCAGACCCUCCACCUUCAGCACCGCUGCUCCAGAGGCUACAGGGUCAAAGCCAGAGAAUCAUACGUGGAUGAGACCCUUUUUGGCGGCCCUACGACCUCCCGGCUCACCCCACCAGACUUUGACCCUCCCUGGGUGCAGAAAUCUAACAAAACCAGAGGAGGGGAGUCAGGGGCAUCACAGGCCUCCCCGGCCAAGGGGAGCCACGAGACCACCUUCUGCAGGGGUACUACCCUAACCCUCACGCCAAAGAAGAAGAACAAGUACAGACUGAUCCGUCACACUCCAUCUUACUGUGAUGAGUCGCUGUUCGGCUCCCGACCUGAGGGCGCUGGCUGGGACACCUCUCGCAUGGCCAGGGGAGAUGCCGCGAAGCUCAGGGCCCUCUUCUGGACACCACCUGCUACCCCCAGGGACGACCGUUCCCCGCGCCCCAGGGAGACCCCACUUCGAGCCAUUCAUCCAGUUGGUCCCUCCAAGACCGAGCCCAGGGUGGCUGCAGUCCAGAAGUUGUCCUUGGACGGGUUGGAUGCUACCCACCCCCUGGGGCGGGGGCGUUCCCAUUCUCUCACCCACCUGAAUGUCCCCAGCACGGGUCACUCAGCCACCAGUGCCCUCCACACCAGUGGACCUCGGAACUCCAGGCCUUCCACAUCAGGGGUGACCUUCCGGAGCUCCCUGGUGACUCCCAGGGCUCGCUCAGUCAGCAUUUCAGUGCCAGCUACCCCCACACAGCGGGGGGCCACCCCAAAACCAAAGCCCCCUUGGAAAUGAGGUUCUUUAUUGGAGAACUUGCCUGUGGGUCACAGCUAGAUGGCAGGAAUCCUCUGUAGAGACCAGCAUCUCCUGGGGGGAGGGGUGUCACCCUAGGCAUCAGAGAAGCCCUUGCGGGGCCCUGUGGUGAGCCUGGGCACCCUUGUGUCAUCUGGGGAUUUGGGGCCACCCCUUGAGAUGGCUCUGGCCCUGCCUUGGCCACACUUCAUUUCAGUGCCAACCCUUGUCUGUCCCCCAGUGUGAGUUGCCCACCCUGGAUGCAUUCUUCCCCUCCUCUCAAGCUGGCUUCCUUAUGAUUUACCUUCUCCCCGAGUUUGGGAGCCUCAGGAGCUUUCCUGGGCUGUGUGUGGACUGAGGGGACACCAGCAUCUGGGUGAUGCCGGUAGACAUUUUUCAUUUUAAUGCUCAUGUAUUUAUUUCUGUAGAUUAAAUGUAUCAAG